GGUGGGAUAGGGAGAGAGCCUUAUUAUUCUGUGUAUUGGGUAAAGCGAAGCCAAAAUAAAAUUAAGAAAAUUAAAAAUGAAAUAAUUAAGCACUUAAGACAAUAAUUAACCAGAAGGAGAAGACGAAGAAACUGGUAGUGGUGGUGCUCAUGGCGAUGGUGGUUUCCGAGUAAAAAAAAAAAAAAGGUUUGAGACGAAGACGAAGCAGCAAAAAAAAAGAAGAUCUUCACAUACCAAUUACGAUACACUCUCCGACCGAUUCCACUAAGACAGAGAGACUUUGUUCUGUUUUGGACAAAGGAGACAUGCAAAACUAAUCUGUGUCCUUUGUCUCUCUACAUCGAUUACUCAAAGGUUGUUGUUGAUUGUGAGAAUUAGCUUGUUAAGGAAGGCGUUAUGAUGCAUCAGAUGAAUAAGAAAGAUUCAGCUACUCAUUCCACUUUGCCAUACCUUAAUACUAGCAUCUCAUGGGGACUUGCUCCAACUGAUUCUGUUGCUGUUAAUCGUCGCGGUUCUGCUGAAUCACCUCGCUUGAAGGUGGAUGCAAGGCCUGGAGGACAUGUACAGACCACUAAGCAAAUUAGUUUCCAGGACCAGGACUCAUCUUCUACUCAGUCUACUGGUCAAUCUUACACUGAGGUUGCUAGUAGUGGAGAUGAUAAUCCUUCAAGACAAAUCUCGUUUUCAGCUAAGUCAGGAUCUGAAGAGACUCAGCGGAAAGGGUUUGCCGCUAAUCCUAAAUCAGGCUCGAUCACAGGAUAUCCAAAUAUUCACUUUGCUGCUCCUGCACAGCCUAAUUUCUCAUUUCACUAUGCUGAUCCACACUUUGGUGGUUUAUUAGCUGCAACUUACUUACCACAUCCACCGACAUGCAAUCCCCACAUGGUGGGUACAGUUCAGGGUCGAGUUCCUUUACCAGGGGAGCUCACUGAAAAUGAACCGGUCUUUGUCAAUGCGAAGCAAUACCAUGCAAUCAUGAGGAGGAGGCAGCAACGUGCCAAGCUUGAGGCUCAAAACAAGCUAAUCAAAGCCCGUAAACCGUAUCUUCAUGAGUCUCGACAUGUUCAUGCUCUCAAAAGGCCAAGAGGAUCCGGUGGAAGAUUCCUAAACACCAAAAAACUUCUUCAAGAGUCCGAAGAGGCUGCUGCUAGAGAACAAGAAAAUGACAAGUCAAGCCAGCGGGAUAACAAAAAGGCCAACAUGUCAAGAUUCGAAGCGCAUAUGCUGCAUAACAGCAAAGACCGCAGCUCAACCACUUCUGGCUCAGACAUCACCUCUGUUUCCGACAGUGCUGAUAUCUUUGGACACACUGAAUUCCAGUUUUCAGGUUUCCCAAGUCAGACGAACAGAGCCAUGCUUGUUCAUGGUCAAUCAAAUGACAUGCAUGGAGGUGGGGACAUGCACCAUUUCUCUGUCCGUAUCUGAGACAUUGAAUUCUUGGUGCUGUGUUCAUGUUCCCACCGAAAAGGGGAAGUCAUCCUUGGCUACUAGUUCUUUCGCUUGCUGUAACGUAGCGUUUGUAUG
Messenger RNA from Capsella rubella, 1524 nucleotides. RefSeq names its product nuclear transcription factor Y subunit A-3. The record is from RefSeq and is a predicted model, not a curated record. Gene Ontology annotation, biological process: regulation of transcription by RNA polymerase II. Gene Ontology annotation, cellular component: CCAAT-binding factor complex. The coding region runs from base 397 to 1425 and encodes 342 amino acids. Gene Ontology annotation, molecular function: DNA-binding transcription factor activity, RNA polymerase II-specific; RNA polymerase II cis-regulatory region sequence-specific DNA binding. The transcript has 6 exons. Lineage: Eukaryota; Viridiplantae; Streptophyta; Magnoliopsida; Brassicales; Brassicaceae.